CUUUGUCCUUUUUUGGUAGAAACGCAAAUACCAAGUUAUUCCUUCCCCUGAUCAUAUUAUAUGAUCUCAGAAGGCGCUUCAGCUGCAGUUAGAAGUGGCAGGAAAUUUUGGAACUAAAAGUUAUAUUACAUUCUGCGUAAUUUGUGUUUUUAAUAAGACGAUUAUAUUGUGACUCGAGAAGAAAAAGGAUUAUAUUCUGUAGAUAAUUAGCAACCGUUUUAUCAGAAAUGCCACCCAAAGAACCAAAAAGAAGUAAUCGUAAACGGAAAAGCACAAAGAGGCUUGGAGAAGUAAUGGAAAACCUAGGCAGUUCAGAUGUGGGACUGGGUGUAUCUAUUGACAAUUCUGCACCAAGCUCUUCAAAUCCAAAUAUUGAUUCCGGCCAGGUGUCAGCUGAUAAUCCAAAUGUACAGUCCAAUUCAACUGAUCCAAAUACGUAUAAUGAUGACCAAAUUAUGAGAAUAUUGACGGUCGCAACUCCAAUUAUCACCCAAACAGUAGUUACCAUACUCAAAAGCACUGGUGUUAUUCAAGGCAGGGAGGUAAACUCUCAAGAUCCAAUUUUGAUACCAACACACCAAAGUGUUAAUUCCAUUUGUCCACCAAGGCAAGAUGAUACCACUACACGUAAUACAACAGAGAUGACGACACCAUCCCAGUCGUCUCACUCAACAAAUAUUGAUAACCAAUCAUCCGAAAGCAGUCAUCCGUCCUGCUCAAAUGUUAUUAGCAGAAGCGGCCAACAGUGUUUCAUGCCAACUGAAGAAACUCCGAGUCAACAGGUGGUGAACCACCUUCUACAGGGCAAUCCAAACACAGGUACAUUUUCAAACGAGUUAGGAGGCCAGGGUUUAUCACGCCCACUAGCUUUGGGUGUGGAACCAAAACUGAAAGCUGAUAUUUGGUCUAACAAAUUUAUUAAUAUGAAGGAUUUAUUGAAAUCAAAAUCCAGAGUUGUUAAGUAUGUUCCAGUAGAGAAGGAUGAUUGUUUAACAUUUGUUAAAAAUAGUAGUAGUAAGGCAAAAAUUGAGUCAAUGGCACAGUGGCAUGAAGCUUUUCGCAUUUAUGGGGCAAUUUAUUUUGAAAAAUACCCUACUGAAUCCCCGAAGCUGAUGAAAUAUGCGGCUAUCAUUGCAAACUUGGCAGAAAAAGCUGGAAUUGAGGCUGCAUUCUUUUACGAUCAAGCAUAUAGGCAGUGGAGGGAAGUAGACCCUUUACACUUACCAUGGGAUGGAGUAAAUGGGGAAUUAUUCAAUGAGGCGUUAGCUAUGGGUCUUAUUGGGAAAACCAAUGCCAUGAAACAGCCCUUUCUUACACAAAGCCUCACGGCUCCAGCCCCUAAACAGAAAAGGUUUUGUUAUGCUUUCAACAAUGAAUCAGGCUGCACGGCAAGAAUUUGUAGAUACGAGCACACCUGCCAGGUUUGUGGUGGAGACCACAGCAGGAGGGAUUGCCAACAAUCCAAACACGAAAUGGCCGAUUCUAACUUCACCAAUAGAAGAGGGGGCCCUGAUUCAGAAAAACAGUCCAGUAAACAGAAACCUAAAACCAGGUGAUUUUCAAAUAUCUACUCCUAUUCACAUUGACCAAUUGGGCAAGUACCUUAAAGGGUAUGACACAAGUAAAGUUGAAUUUUUAUUAGAGGGGUUCAAAAAUGGGUUUAAAAUUCCUUUUGAAGGCACUGAAAAGUAUCAAUUCAGUAGAAAUUUGAAGUCAACUCUGGAAAAUUGUUUAGUUUUAAAGAAAAAAAUUACAGAAGAGAUUAAGGUCGGUCGGGUGGCUGGGCCUUUUAAGGA
Mytilus trossulus (common blue mussel) is the source of this 1796-nucleotide messenger RNA. RefSeq lists its product as uncharacterized. The transcript is spliced from 2 exons. The record is from RefSeq and is a predicted model, not a curated record. Bases 228 to 1556 code for a protein of 442 amino acids. NCBI's taxonomy places the organism in Eukaryota, Metazoa, Mollusca, Bivalvia, Mytilida, Mytilidae.